AGCAACAGCACAGGCGCUCAGAGGUACAGGGAAGCCAGGAUCCUUCGCAACUCUUACAGACUGCUGUGAUGCUGCCUGCGACUUUCAAGCUGUGUGCCGGCAUUUCCUACAGACACCUGCACAGCACAAUGGGCUUGAAGAGACAAGCGGCUGCUGCAAUUGUCCAGGAGCUGAAUAAAUUUGCAGUUACCAGGCCUGGUCCCAGCAAGUGGAUCAAUCACGUGCGCAGAAGGAGCUCUUUACUAAGUUCUAGACUGGAAGAGAAUCCCUUCAAUGAAAUGGAGAUGUCCUACAUCAAACAAGGAGAUGAGGCGCUUCAGAAAUCACUUAACAUUCUUGGAGAGCAGGAUGGCUGGAAGACAGAGACAGUGAUGGACAAUGGUGACAAAGUCCUGAGCAAAGUCCUCCCAGAUGUGGGGAAAGUAUUCCGGCUAGAGGUGGUGGUUGAUAAACCCCUGGACUGCGUCUAUAGCGAGUUAGUGGAAAGGAUGGAGCAGAUGGGAGAAUGGAACCCGAAUGUCAAAGAAGUCAAGAUCUUGCAGAAGAUCGGCAGCGACACGGUGAUCACUCACGAAACUGCAGCCCCAACCCCUGGCAACAUAGUUGGGCCACGAGACUUUGUGAGUGUCCGUUGUUCCAAGAGGCGAGGCUCAACCUGUGUCCUGGCUGGCAUGUCCACCACCUAUGCAGCGAUGCCUGAACAAAAAGGGGUUAUUAGAGCUGAGAAUGGUCCCACAUGUAUGGUUCUUCGGCCACUCCUUGGUGACCCCUCCCAGACCAAGUUAACCUGGCUUCUCAGCAUCGACCUCAAGGGAUGGCUGCCCAAGACCCUCAUCAACCAAGUCCUCUCUCAAACCCAGGUGGAUUUUGCUAAGCAUCUGCGCAACCAUUUGAGCAGCAAUUCCGCCUCCAUGCAGCAGGCUGUGCGCUGUUGAAGUGGCCGCACACACGCAACACACUCCUUGUGGCUGAUGAAUCCCUUCCCCGGCUCAAGGAUCUUUCCCUGGCAGCUGAGGCCUCCUGCUCCAGAAAAUGGGUACAAGGACAUCCAUCUCUCCUGCUAGAAAACAGGCUUCCUGCCUGCUCCUCUGAGGCAGCUUCUUUAUCUUCUCCCCAAAGCAAGAGUGGGAAAGCUUCUCAGUGGUUGUUGUUCUCAGGUCUGUUGUGGGUCACAUUUCAGCCGUGGGCCUUGCCAGAGCCAAAAGGCAGAAUAGGCCACCUCUUCCUCUCCCUCCUUCAUUUCACCCCCUCUUUUCUCACAUCCACACCAUACAUUGAAGCACUUAAACUGUUUUCAUUGUCCUGGCUUCACCCAAAGAAUACUGGGAACUGUGCUUUAUUAAGGGUGCUGAUCUCGCAGAACUAGAAUUCCCACCACCCUUGACCAACUACAGCUCCCAGGAUUCUCCCUGAGUAUUAAAGUGGUAUAAGAGAGUAUAUGGUGUAGCUGUGAUCUCUCUCUUAAGCUUGUAGGGGGCGGGGCAAAUCACUCUUCUCAGAGGUUCAAAAUGAUGGCUUUCAGAAAUCUUCUGAAAUUGGGCAGGUGGGCUUGAAGGUUGCCCCCACCCCCAGUUGAAAGGAUUGAACAGCAGAAAAAAUCAUCCUAGUUGCUUGCUUCACUGAUCUUUUGAUGACAAAGUGCAGGACUAGAAUUUGCAGCCCUGGGUUUGUUAAAGAGGUUUCCUUUUGAAAGGUGUGUCUGAAAUACCCCGAAAACAGAGCCAAGUUAACUGAUCUCACAGAACAACUUAAGCUAUUAUCUUACUUUUUAAAAACCAGCAGAAUCUAGUGCCAUUUAUAUUUUAAUUUAUUGCAUUUAUGUCCCAUUUUUUUGUUUCAGGAGGAGCAUGGGGUGUGCAUGUUCCCCCAUUUCCCCCCUCCUAAUGAGAUGGUGGGUUGGGCUUGAGUAAGGGCCCCUCCAUUGCAACCUGUUUAUUGAUUUGCUUGCACAAAGUUUACCAAGGAUUCCUCUUGACUUGUUUAUGGGGUGGUGACAGUCAGCAUUCAUGCCGAUUUGCUUGUGGAGUGCUUAUCACUCUGGGUUAAUCAUUCAUUCGACACUUUUCAAUGCAUUCCCUCAUUACUUUCCUAACCACAAAAAGUCUGCAGGUGUGUGUGUGUGUUUUGUGCUGCGGUAACAGAAUGCUUUAAUCCACUUCAUUGGAACAAGCCUAAAUUUCUAGGUAUGCACUUGAACCCCUUCUACAAAAUACUAACAGCCUGGAGAAACCCCAAGAGGUAGCCGUUGGCCCAAAGUCAACCAGAGUUUCUCAGAACUGCGUGAGAUUUGAAGCAGGGUGUCUGCAGCCUAAUCUGGCAGCACUCUACCCACUGCACUGCACUGCUUCUCCAUGCCUGAUUUAGAAACAGUCUGCUUGGGCCAGUUUGUGAAUCUGUGCUAUGCAACACCUCCUAUUUUACACUCAGCUGGCCUCUCCUGAACUGACUGGUUGAGGGAACCUCAGCAGCGUGGCAGAGCUGCUGCCUUGCAUGCAGAAGGCCUCCUGCACUGUCCCUGGACCUGCCAACUAAACAAGAAAGGCUCAGGGAGCAGGUGACAUGGAAGAUCUCAGAGAAGCGCUGCCAGCGAGAGGAAACAAGGCUAGGCUAGUUGGACAUAUCAUCUGGCUUACUGUGCAAUGGAAGGGCAUAAGGGAAGUCCUCCUGGAGCAAGCCAAAUACCCAUCUAAGUAUAGGAUCCUGUUGGCAUGGCGGCAAGCCAGAUGCCCCUGGGAUGCCUGCAAGCAGGAACUCAGCACAAAAGCACUCUCCAUACUUGCAGUUCCCAGAAGCUGGCACCCAGAGGCAUGCUCUCGUCAACAGUGGAGCCGGAUCUCCAUCUUAGCUGCCUAUGUUCCUAACUCUCUCUUAAGUAUUGUGCCCAUAGUGACAGCCUAUCGGAAAGCUUUUGUACAUGGGAUCAGAAAAGAGCCAGUGCCUGUUCCAGGUUUCCAGGGGGACCUGGUGCAAGAUGUUCUCCCUGUCUCUGCAUGUGCCCCCCACCCCGAGUACAGCUACUUCCUCCACUGGGUCACUACUGCCCCCCCUCUCUCCCUGGAAGCCCUUCUGUACCAGGACAAGGCCUACAGAUGUUGCUGCUCCUUCGCCUUGCUUUCUCACUUAGAGAAGGCAGGGGGAAAGGCAGCACCAGCAACCAGGAACAGCAGGGCAAAGUAGCUCCAAGGAUGGGUUGUGGGCAUGAGCCCAACAAUGCUGGCUGUAACCUAUGUCCAACAUGCAAGUAGAUCAAUGCAGUUUGAACUCCUUUAUCUUAGUGGGCUUGGUAGCAAGGCGCUUGUUUUGUCUGGAUGUCCAUAGCAGCAGGCCAUGCAUUAAAACAAAGUGACAGGCCAUGCAUUAAAACAAAGUGACUUAACUGCUAACCAUCCUUUGUAGCUUAAAAGCUACAAUCACCACAGAGCAAGACCCUGCUGAAUAAAAAUAGUGCAUUUGUAGCAUCUCUGUUUCCCCACCAGUCUCUUGGCUCUCUGGCCAAGGCCUUUCCUCCUCUCCCUCCCUGUCCACAUAGAGCUUUGGGUGACUGCACUGUAUUCAACCCCUUGUGUUUUAGGGGAAGAGCAAUAAGCUCCGUAGGACAGCAUUUGCUUUACAUGCAGAUAGUUCUACAUCUAAUCUCCAGCUGGAGAGACCCCUCUCUGAAGUCCUGGAGUCAGUGCUGCCAGUCAGUGUUGACAAUGUGGAGCUAAGAGGGACCAAGGGUCUGAUUCAGUAUAAGGCAACUUACUAUAUUCUUCAAGACCAGAGCAGGGGAGCAGUUAAAACACGCACACAAACACAAAUCUCAGUAACUACCAGCGUCACCCUGGUCAAUGAGUUUCUUUAAAAACAAAUUAGUUUCAAUGCAAAUAUGUAUUCCAUAUUGUUUGUUGUUAAGCUUAAAAUAAGAUAGGUACACUCCUAAACUCACUUUGUGAAUCUGUGAUCCCCAAAGUCUGACCUCAGGCUUGGUGUUGGCACAUUAUCCAGCCUCACAAUAGAUUUUACUAUUUCAGCUACCAGAACCCUUGAAUAUGCCAUUACUCAUAACCACCUGUUGUUGUAUUUUAAAAAAAACCUGUAGGUAUUUUCCUCCCUUGUUUGCAGUUGGACAAAGUGUUUAUUUAAUAUUUAUUCAAGUCAGGUAUAUUAAACAUGAAAAGCCUGUUCUGUUUUACUCUUGCAUUCUUGGUUAACAUCUUUUCAAAAACUGGCAGUGUGAAGAUUUUGUGUGUUUAGACACUAAUGCCAGGUGAAAAUGAAUAACAGCUUCUUUGAUCAGAGACAUUAAAAUUUGUAUUUUACAAGAGUAGCAGAAAACUGUGCUCAAAGUUUAUGUACUUCUGAAAAUAAAAAUGUAGU
Molecule: messenger RNA, 4359 nt
Organism: Zootoca vivipara (common lizard)
Lineage: Eukaryota; Metazoa; Chordata; Lepidosauria; Squamata; Lacertidae
Gene: STAR
Product: steroidogenic acute regulatory protein
Biological process (GO): intracellular cholesterol transport; steroid biosynthetic process; regulation of steroid biosynthetic process
Cellular component (GO): mitochondrion
Molecular function (GO): cholesterol binding; cholesterol transfer activity
Source: RefSeq, a predicted model, not a curated record